Monomorium pharaonis (pharaoh ant) is the source of this 1094-nucleotide messenger RNA. It is a transcript of the gene Nacalpha, whose product is annotated as nascent polypeptide-associated complex subunit alpha. The coding region runs from base 213 to 857 and encodes 214 amino acids. The transcript has 6 exons. Gene Ontology annotation, cellular component: cytoplasm; nascent polypeptide-associated complex. Lineage: Eukaryota; Metazoa; Arthropoda; Insecta; Hymenoptera; Formicidae. Gene Ontology annotation, biological process: protein targeting to membrane. The record is from RefSeq and is a predicted model, not a curated record.
AGUGUCGCGUGAUAUGGCUUAUCGUCAAUGAUAUAUCGAUGCGAACGUGGCGGGCCACCCGCGAGCCUCGUUUCCGCCAAUUUUCAUCGUGCCUCCGUAUAAUGACUUGAAAUGUCGCGGCGGAACGUACAGAUUAUGAUUCAGCAGUGACGGGACGUGAUAUCCGUGGUCGCGGUGUGCCGUAACGUGUCGCGUCAGUUAGGUCAGCAAACAUGCCGGAAUUGACAGAGCUUGACAAGGCGGCAAGUUCGGAGCCUACCAAGGUAGAGUUAGUAGGUAUGGGUUCUGCGACUGACUCAGACUCGGAUGAUACGAUACCGGAAUUAGAAGAUGCUGGCACACCAGGUACCGUCGGCUUUCCUGGCACAACGGUCACUGGCCUGCCCAUUGAUAUGGUGUCCAAGGCUAAGCAGAGCCGAGGAGAAAAGAAGGCUAGGAAGCUCAUGAGCAAGUUAGGAUUGAAGCCGGUACAAGGAGUCAACAGAGUCACCAUUCGUAAAUCAAAGAAUAUUUUGUUUGUUAUAAACAAGCCAGACGUUUUAAAGAAUCCAGCUUCGGACACGUAUAUAGUGUUUGGUGAAGCCAAGAUUGAAGAUCUCAGUCAACAAGCUCAAGUAGCAGCAGCUGAGAAGUUUAAAGAACCACCAGUUAUACCAGCCACUGAAGCUGGUGGCAGCACUACUGUUGUUGCUCCUAUACAAGAAGAAUCGGAAGAAGAGGUGGAUGAAACAGGUGUGGAGGAAAAAGACGUUGAUUUGGUUAUGGGUCAAGCUAAUGUAUCGCGAGGGAAAGCUAUUAAAGCUCUUAAGAAUAAUCAAAAUGACAUCGUCAAUGCUAUCAUGGAAUUGACAAUGUGAUAGAGCUGCUUAGAAGUAAAAUGUGCUGCGUGAUAGCUGGUGUUCCAAGAUUAUAAUUUCAUCAUAUGUAUCAUCAGAAAGCAUUUUUUUUUUAUUUUAAUUGAAAACAUGAACCACAAUAUAUUGUGGGAAAACUGGUCAUAAUGAUUUAAUCUAUAAUUGUCUCGAAAAAUGGAAUCCAUAUGUAUAUACAAAAUUUGUGUAAAGCAAGAGAUAAAUACAUUAAGGUCACAAAUA